GUUAAGUUUUACUCCGAUAGACGUCGUCUUAAUCGAUAAUCACUGUAGUCAUGUAUCUACGUACGUAUGUACAUACAAACAUACAUACCUACUGCACUCAACGGUGUAUGUAUGAGACGUAUGUACGCACUAUAUGUAUGUAUGUAUGUAUGUACGCACGUACGUACGCAUCGUAUACGUAAUGUAAUAUGUUUCAUAGCACGGUCGUUUGCCGAUCUCCCAAAGUUCUCGGUACCCAUUUCAUAUUUUAUUGUUAAAGGUGUGAUCUAGUGUUGUGCUGUGGUACGGUGGUUAUCCGGUGGUAGUUGCAUCUAUGUAUAAUAACAGAUUACUCUGAAAAUAUUGGAAGUUUCAAUACAGGAUGGUUUGGGGGUUUGUUUAAUUACCUUGAUAAUUUUUUUUUAGACUUACAACCAUCGAAAUUACAGGAUAUUACAAUUAUGUCGAGUGCGACUAUCGUACGUGUGUCACUUGAAUCAAGUUACACUUGAUUUAUCAAUAAUUAUUAAAGCCUCGAUAGUGCUUCAGUGUUCAAGAAUGACAUAUCUUCUGGUCAAAGAUACUGUUAAAUGGACGAAAAGUAAUAAAUGUGUCCGUGGAUAGCGACCGGCAGUGGAAAUGGCAAUGGCUAGUUGGAUGAUUCGUGGAAGGAGCACUCGCUCAAAUAGAUCUCACAAAAGUCGCCUCGAUAGCGAAGAUAAUUGCGUGCAGCUCGAUCUGUCAAAAGAUGUGAAAGAAAAUGUACAAGAGGUAUUAACAAACCUAUGUCAGCGCCAAGGGAUUUCCAGUGCCAGAAAGUUAGCUUACCUGAAUGCUAUUGUGAAACUUAUCAGCGAAAAUGACAUUCUGGACUAUGGCUACUGUGUUCAGGAAUUAUUUUGUUGCCUUCGUAUUGGACUUGUGAAUGAAGCAACCCAAGUUCGUGCCGCGGCAUUACGUGCAGUACGAUAUAUGCUCAGAAGAGAACAAGACAUCAUUGCGUUAAAUAAACUACAAUAUCCGUACUUGGUUGCAAGGAGUAUGGACUUGAAUUUGAGGAAUGAAAUAGAAAGAAUACAAGCUCUAAGACUAGUCAGACGAAUUUUACUAUUGGCUCCAAAACACUUCAGCCCCGCACUGGCAAGGUCAUUAAUAAGUUUAACAAACGGGGGUAUAGAAGAAAAGGAUCCAAUAUUUCGAGCCUUUUUGGCAGCUGUGUGUGAACUUGGAGUAUUGAAUUCGAAUUUGUUGAUAAGUUGUGGUGGUGUAGGGGCUCUUACCAGAGCUGCUAUGACAGAACAGAGUCCAGCGAUUACAGAAUCUGUAGUUGGUGUUCUGUUGAAGCUUUUGGGUAACCCUGAAACUAGAAGUGGGGUUUCUUUGCUUUGCCUAGCUGCUCCUUAUUGCGAACUCCAUUCCGCUGGUAUUGAGAGGACGAAACAAGAACGAAGGCAAAGAUUUACAGCGAGCAAGCUGGCCUUGCUGAGUGUGCUGCGUUCAUAUACUGGUAUUAUACACUUUUGCCAUCCAAACGAUAGUUCGGGUCUGAAAGCAAUAGCUGGAAUCCUGUAUGUGGAGCAAUUAGAAGUACGUGGAGCUGUUCUGGAGCUGCUCUACGAAUUAUUAGGACUCCCAUUGCCGGCUUGGACAGAUGAACCUGAUGUAGCGCUGGCCGCCGUUGAUCCAAGUCGUACCCGCGAGUCAUGGAGGCUUUCUGAGGGUUUCGUAGGAGCUGAAGGUAGAGCUAUACUGCCUCCGCUUUCCAAGCAUCGACCAAACAUCGUGGAACUACAUUUGGCACUGCUGGUAUAUGCUUUGUUGGAAUGUGGAUUGCACAAAGCACUCGCUGAGACCAUAGUAACCUCGGAUACCUUCAUAUCCGUACGUGCUGCUGUACUUUUGGGAGCAUUAUUACAUCUGGCCCAUGCGCUACUUCCCCCGGAAGCUUGUGAUCUCACUCCACCUUUGCCAAAUUUGUUGGAGCAUGCAAGUGCAGGAAGACAUCAGGCCCUAGCAGCAGUUGCUAUUCUUGGUAGAAUGCACACAGUCAUGAGGCGGAGACCUGCUCCUGCCAGUCUCUUUCUCGAUCGAGUGUUACAAGCAGGAACCUGGCUUAGGCCUACUUUGCCCCGGCGCCAAAAAUCUACUGGUCGGCAUUGGUUAAGAAGGGAGUCUCCUACCACACCACUUCUAAGGGAUGCUCACGUUUUGAGUUCUAAGGAUGCAUUGGCCUGGAAUUGGCCAGUUGUACGCUCCAUAUUGCGAUCCCGAGAUGACGCACUCCGCAAACUUCAGGAUUCGGAUCACAGGCUCUUCAUAAAGCGUCUUGUCCGUUAUUUCAAGCCUUCCUACAAUCAAUACAGUCGGGUAGAACUUGGAACAAAUGCGACAUUGGCGAGAGAAGCUACUUUGGCAGGAUGCGACUUGAUCAAUUGUUUACUAGAACUUCAUGAACCUGAAGGGAACCACCUACUAACUGACCUUGUUGGUGAUAUUGCAGAGCAGAUCGCUGCCAUAAAAUCUAUGGAAUCUGCUCACGACUGUUUGUUUUCUCCAAGGCAUAUGUCCACAACCUGUUGUCAAAAGUAUUUUCUUUUCCUUGGACAAUUGAGUCAUUCUGCCAAAGGCACAGUCGUAUUGAAUCGAUUUCAUUUAUUGGAAAAACUGCAAGAUCUAGCCCUUGCUACUAAUCACGAUUGCUACGUUAAGUUAAUAACGUCCAGUUUAGACUAUUCAAGGGAAGGUACACCACGUAAAGUAUUUGCCACAAUAACUUGCGACUCUCCUCUAGAAAGUACAAGGCUUUACGCAACCCAAUUUUUGCGAGUGAUCCUAAGGGCACAAAUGUCGGAUGCCCAUAAUUGGGCAAUUGGUCUGCUAUGGGGCAGAUUGAGAGAUACAAGUAGGACCGUGGCUCUAGCUGCAUUAGAGGCACUACACGAGGCUUGCGAUGACGUCGAAAAUCUAGAAGUCUUAUUUCAACAACGAGAAGAAAAUGGCGAUUGGACACUUUGGCUAGAUCAUUUGGGUGAUCGAGGAUAUUUAUUAAAAAUCAGACUUUACUCAUUGCAUUCCGUUUUUGGUAACCUGCCUUCUCCAUCUGAAGAACUUGACAAAUGGAUCAGCCCUGGUGGAUUUGCAGAAAGAUAUGUAGGGGUUGUUGAUGGAGAAAUACACGAUUCCCUAACGCGACGCCAAAGAGGAGAAAAUGGUACUUAUCAUCGAAGGUCGAGUCAAAUCUUCCCCGAAACUCACGAUGUCUUUGUUCCACCUCAUUUGCUUGGUCAAUUAGUUCAACACGACGCGGGAAUCGAGCUGCUAUUGAGGCGUAAUGUUUUACAUCGCUUCGUUCACUUAAUUCUAAGGUUUCUUAUAGAAUCGGGUAAUUCAAAGCCUGAACUACUCUUAAGAGGUAGCAGAGGAAGUCGAUUGUUAAUUGAAGAUGGAUAUUUGUUGUCGGAAGAAUCAGGUACGGAUAAUAUUCCAGAAUCAAGUCGUCUAGAGACAAUCAUUGAUUACGAAGACACUGAAGGAGUAGAAGUGACUUGGAGAAAUUCUUCACCUUAUAAGCCCUGGAAAACUGAAUCUUUGGUUGAAUUUAGGCGAAAAUCAAGUUUUGAUGACUCACGACGAAUGACUCCAGAAAAAUGGUGGAGAUUAGAUAUUGAAAGCCGGGAGGACCGCUCAGCUGAUAUUGACAAUAGAAUUCUGAAAGUAAAAUCAGCCUUGUGGGCCCUGGGCCACGUAGGAACUUCUAUGGUAGGUGUAGAAUUAUUAAACAAUUUGGAAAUCAUUGGAGUGAUGGCAUCAAUGGCUGAAUCUUGUCCCCACUACUCUGUAAGAGCAACAGCUAUGUAUGCAUUGAGCUUAAUUGCAACAACAAGAUUUGGUGCCGAUACACUAGCAAGUUAUGAUUGGCCCUGCGUUAAGCACAAGCGCGGAGAUCAAUGGCCAGUAGUUCCUCCUCGCAAUCCCUAUCCUCUACCUAGCCCUGUUCCCAUGCAGAAGCAUCACCGUAGUCUCAGUGAUGGAAAAGCUGAGUUACCAGAUCCUAUUAUACGUAGAAGCAGAAAUCGUUCAGAAAGUGCGGCUACAGACCUUGAGGCUCGGCGCUACCCAUUUCUAGAACUUGGUGAUACGCCAAGUCCGGUCGCAAGUGCACUGAGGCUAAGUCAGCAGGAUGCAGAUGGCUACGCCCGUCUUCGGAAUUUGUAUAGACAUCGUAGACCUAGCUAUUCCCAAAGUAGCUUGGAGAUGCAAAGUUUGGAUGGAAGACUAUCACAACUUAGUUUCACUGAUUUAGACCCUCCCCGAAGUUGGGCACCUGAAUCCAUAAUGGCCCAAACACCACCCCCUGAAAACGGGAUAAUAAAUCAGUGUUAUAUGGGUAUUUGUUUGCCAAGAGUAUUGACCACCAUUUUUCCAGACCCACCUAGACCAGCACCUUCUAUACACACGGAGAAUGUUCCAAAACAGGAAGAGGAGUCAAUCGAAACUGGCGAUGAAAUGUUCAGUGCCAAUCAAACGAAGGAAGAACAUGCUCGUAUAUGUUUAAUUUGCGAUAGAGGCAAAAUCGUUGGAAGCAGAGAAAAUGGAGAGGGCGAUGGAAAUUCAGACAGAGAAAUUUUGAGACACGUCGAAUGUCUUGCAAAUCCUGUUUGGUAUCGCAAUAGUCGACAAGCAUUACUGAGGCUCAGGCAACAGUGCCCCAAAAAAUUUCAGGCAACGUGUCUCUUCUCAGAAGUUGGAGCUCGUUUAGCCAGUGGCACUUACAGAUUGCAAGCUAGACAGUUUCUUCAAGAAUUGUUCCUUGAGUCCCAAUUUGAUGAUCUUUAUGCCGAGCCAUUGAAUAUACUACGAAUUCCAAACAGUGCAGAACAGCAAUAUCUCCAUCCGAAACACCUGCGUUCACCACUUGAUAACGUCCUGAACAAACCAGUGCCGGUAACACCAGAGAACAAACUCAAUGGUAGGUCACAUUUUACUGAUUUGCAAUUGGCAUUUCUGCCCGUCGUAAGUGAAGAGAUAAGUACUGUAUCCCAGUCGUCAUUAGCAAGCAAUAAAACGAAUGACACUUCCAUCGGGAUGGAAUUGCGUAGCGAUGAAAAAAUAAUUGCUGAAAUCUUGAAACCAGAGGAGAGGAUACGAAUAUCCAAGAGUUCUGACAAGUUACUGAAAACUACAAAUACCAGCACUGCCUUCAGCCUCGAUUAAUACUCUUUGUUUCAUAAUCAAUCAAUUGUACAUAUUUUAUAUUGAAAUAAUUCUGUAAGAAGGAAAUUAAAGAAACACUGCCAACAGAUUGCAUAAAUAUAUCCA
Molecule: messenger RNA, 5298 nt
Organism: Athalia rosae (coleseed sawfly)
Lineage: Eukaryota; Metazoa; Arthropoda; Insecta; Hymenoptera; Athaliidae
Gene: rictor
Product: rapamycin-insensitive companion of mTOR
Exons: 9
Coding region: 619-5193 (1524 amino acids)
Biological process (GO): positive regulation of phosphatidylinositol 3-kinase/protein kinase B signal transduction; TORC2 signaling
Cellular component (GO): TORC2 complex
Molecular function (GO): protein serine/threonine kinase activator activity
Source: RefSeq, a predicted model, not a curated record